Molecule: messenger RNA, 1113 nt
Organism: Recurvomyces mirabilis
Lineage: Eukaryota; Fungi; Ascomycota; Dothideomycetes; Mycosphaerellales; Teratosphaeriaceae
Exons: 4
Coding region: 1-1113 (370 amino acids)
Cellular component (GO): nucleus
Molecular function (GO): mRNA binding
Source: RefSeq, a predicted model, not a curated record
AUGCAUCGUACGCUCCCUCGAAUCUGUACAACCAUCACUGAAGGGAUCUAUAGCAACGAGGUGACCGCCGCGAUCGAGAUCGAGCACCGCCAUCAGGCCCACGAGGAGGCGGAACUCGAGGCGGACGAGGAGCUCCAGCACCGCGCCAAGAUCGUCGGGACGAGUAUCCACGAGAUGGCGUUCGAAAGUGAAUGGGUUCACGACCGAUACGAGGACGACAAGUACGACCGCAUGCAUUCUCGGCCAGUAGAAGACGAUCGAUAUGCUGGUGGUCGAGGCCAAGAAGCCAGCAACGGCGCAAAAGUGAGAGUCGAAAACAUCCACUACGACAUCACCGAAGAGGACCUGCGUUCCCUCUUCGCCCGCAAAGGCGCCCUAGUCUCCUGCACGAUGAACUACGACCGCUCAGACCGCAGCACCGGCACAGCCUGGGUAGUCUACUCCGAUCCUCAUGACGCGCGUGACGCAGUCGAGGACUUCGAUGGCCAGAAUGCCCAGGGCCAGAAGAUUCGAGUCACUCUGGUCCCCUCGGGACCGGCUGAGAGAGGUGGUGGGGUGAGUGGUGCACCUGGUGGCCCUCGAGGUCCGGCAGCUAGGGAGAGGAGUCUGUUCGACAGGAUACAGCCGAGGGAGAGGAGUAUGUUUGAGCGGAUUGAAGGUGGUGGGGCGAGGGAGGACGAGCGGGAUGGAUAUCGUGGUGGAGGGGAUAGGAGGAGAAGGGAUAGGAGUGACUCUCCGCUGAAAAACGGCCGAUCACUCGCAGCUCCAGAGAACAUCGAUCGAUAUGUUCCCGGAAGGGGUUCGCGAUCGCCAAUUCGUCGUCGCGGGACACCAAGAGAAAGUGGAAGACGACCUGGGGCUAGACGUGAGGAGAGUGGACGGGGCGGAGGAGGCAGACGUGGAGGUAGAGGUGAUGCCGAGGGUGCUGCUGGAGGGGUGGGAGGUAGGAGACCGAAGAAGACGGCUGAGCAGCUGGAUGCUGAGAUGGAGGACUAUUUUGGCAAGGGCGAGAAGGCGGAGGAGAGUAAUGGUGCCGCUCCGAAUAAUGCGGCGAAUGGUGCGGCGUCUGCGGCUGCUGCUACUGCGGACGACGACACCGAUAUGAUAUUGUGA